Messenger RNA from Amphibalanus amphitrite, 2261 nucleotides. It is a transcript of the gene Dhfr, whose product is annotated as putative dihydrofolate reductase. Lineage: Eukaryota; Metazoa; Arthropoda; Thecostraca; Balanomorpha; Balanidae. Gene Ontology annotation, molecular function: dihydrofolate reductase activity; NADP binding. The transcript has 6 exons. Bases 1185 to 1739 code for a protein of 184 amino acids. Gene Ontology annotation, cellular component: mitochondrion. Gene Ontology annotation, biological process: glycine biosynthetic process; tetrahydrofolate biosynthetic process; folic acid metabolic process. The record is from RefSeq and is a predicted model, not a curated record.
AGAUGGACAACACCUGCUACAUACCAUACCAGAUUUAAGCCGGAGUAAAUAGAACGCCCUCGGAACAGGGGUAUGGGUCGCUAUGGCUCGGAAUCGGCUAGCCAUCUUUCCCGCAGUGCUUGAAGGUGGUGUGGUUUCGCUCCAGCUAUAGUGUUACACCAUUGCGGUGUGCUACGGCUAUGUCCGGCAGUGCCUCGUAGCUGCUCUAGCUUACUGUGGCUGAAGUAGGUACUGUUGAGGUACGACACGACUAGCAUAAGUCCGGCCACGGCGCUGGUGUGCUCCGUGAUCUUGGGUCAGCUGUAGAAGAGCCCCCCUAGCUAGCAAUUUGGUUUGGCUCAAGUCCGUUUUGCCCCGGCAACUCAGACAUGCCACGUCAUUUGGACCGGUGUAAACGGAACGCCAUCGGAACAGGAGUCGGGUCGAUAUGGCCCUCUAUUCCGGUUAGCCAACCUCUGCCGUAGCGCUGCGCUCCAAAGUUGGUAUGGUUUCGCACCGCCAAAUUCGGCUGUCUGCCAAGGCGUGCUAUCAGCUAUUGCUAGGUCCGGCUGUCUCGUAGCUCGUAGCUGUUCUGGCUUCCUGUGGCUGGAGUACGGUUGAGGUAAGGCACGGCUGAUUGUGGUACGAGCGGGCUCCGGGAUCGCGUGUCAGCUCCAGAGCCCCAGAUCCUGCCCAUACCUCGGCCGGAGUAAGAUGCCGCAGCUAGCCAGAGCAAAACCAAAUACGGUCCAGACUUAUUUUGUUGGCGAGCCACAGCUUUUCAGUUCUUUGGCCGGAGUAAAAAUGCUGGAGCUAGCCAGAGUAAAACCAGAUACAGACCAAUUUUGCUGGUUGGGAGCCAUGGGAGGUAUCUGAUCAGAUAAUAAAGAUUGCUUAGUGAUUUGUGUGAUUGCAAAAUGCAAUUACUCAAACUAAGCUUAUAAGUGAUGUCUUUAUAGACUGCAAUGUUUGGAGGUAGGCAAACAUCAUAGGUUGGGUUAGGUUUGAUUAGGUUUAGUUAAAGUUUAGAUUUUGUUAUUUUUGGUUAAGUUCCUACGUUAGUUUUGACUUGUUUAGGCUACUUUUAAAAUAGAUGUAAUUGUUUGUACCUUUGAGGAGUGAAAUACACUGAGGACCAAGUGGAGAUGACGAUCAGCAAUUUUGUUAUAAACAACUAGGAAGAUAACAUCUGCAGGUCAGCAAAAAUGAGAAAAAUGAAUAUAGUUGCAGCAAUGGCCAGCAACAGAGGCAUAGGGUGCAACGGCGAUUUGCCUUGGAGGUUGAAGAAGGAGUUUAAACACUUCACCUCAUUGAUUCGUCGGCUGGAUGAUCCCAGCAAAAAGAACGCUGUCAUCCUCGGACGAAAGACCUGGGAAUCUGUACCAGCCACAAGUCGACCCAUCAAAGGCAAAAUUAACGUCAUCGUCACAUCUCAAGCUGACUACACGGCCUCAGGUGAGGACGUGUACGUGGCUCACAGUCUGGAGGAGGCCAUGACACUGCUCUCCUCGCCGCCACUCUCGGACACUGUGGAGACGGUGUGGAACCUCGGCGGGUCCUACAUCUACAAGGAGGCGAUAGACAAGAAGCUGGUGGACAAAAUGUACCUGACCCGCAUCAGGAAGGAGUUUGACGCCGACGUCUUCUUCCCGUUGUACUCUGACGACGACUUUGAGCCUGCCAGCGACCCCGACGUACCCUCGGAGGUUCAGGAGGAGAAUGGAGUCGAGUGGACGUACCACGUGCUGAAGAUGAAGUGACCGCUGAUGGUGACCCAAUACUCGGCAAACCUUAGGGACCAGAACGUCACAUCAAUACUCAGAGUUCAGGAACUGUCUGGUUGCGGGGACCAUGAUAUUAUCGCGUACCCUGUUCUCGUUAAUGGUGUUAAUAGAGAUCGGAUUGUCAGCAGUGGGUGGGGUUAAGUGCCAUUCCAUAUGAUUGGUGGGUCGGGCCUUGAAUGAAUAUUGGGUUUUGCAAUCCUAUUUUUAUAGAGACAUACAUUUUCCUUAAAUCCAUGUUUGUUGGAGACUUGAGUGUAUAUGAAGUUCCGAAGGUAAUAUAUGGUAAUAUGAAGUUAAUACGAAGUAUGAAGUAAAUGGCUAGCCGGAUUUUCUUAUUUAAACCGUGCAGAUAGUUUUCCCGAUGUUAACUGCUGCCGUCGGGUAAAUUGUCAUCACCACGGUCUGUCUGUCAUCAUGCUAGCAGUAUUAUUUACUGGUGUAAGGCCUCUUUGUCGGUGAAGAAGCGAGAGGAAUAAAACGUAACAGUUUUCAUGUACA